Molecule: messenger RNA, 2210 nt
Organism: Schizosaccharomyces japonicus yFS275
Lineage: Eukaryota; Fungi; Ascomycota; Schizosaccharomycetes; Schizosaccharomycetales; Schizosaccharomycetaceae
Product: meiotically upregulated Mug99
Exons: 1
Coding region: 391-1932 (513 amino acids)
Source: RefSeq, a predicted model, not a curated record
CUUGGAUCAUUAAAUUGUAUGUACGAAUUGUACUUUUAUUUUUUUGAUGAAGUAUUCACGCUGUUAUUUGUAAAUAAAUUGUGCUCGACUUUCAUAAAUCCCUGUCAUCAACCAAACUAAUUCAGCUCCUCUCAAUAAACGUAUACGAAUUCCUCUUAACUUCAACAAUACAGAAUUUUAAUAUUGCUCUAUUUAAUCAAUUCAUAUAAUAAAAGUGUCUUCUUAUUGGCGAAAGAAACUCGUCUAUGAUUGUGUUGGAAAUCUUUUCUAAAGCAAUUGUCUAACAAUACUGGCAUUCAAUGAUUGGAGAAUGUGUUGAAGUAUCUUACGGAUAUAUUAAGGGAGCAUUCGUGUUUAGUUAUCGGGUCACUAGCUUUCUUACGUCUUAAGAUGCUGUUUCUAAGGAGACCGGCCUUCUUACGAUUCCCUAUCGCUAUCCUAAGUCUUCAGAAUAGCUGCUAUGCUCAUCGAUUUUCUUCAAGUUAUGUAAAUGUCACACAGCUGAAGCAGGUUGAACGUUUGUUAUCUUUUUUACCGAAAUCGGUAAUUCGUUUGAAGUGUCUUCAAGAAGCUUUCUUAAAUCCCUCAACUGUUCGAAAGCGUAUAUGUGUUCAAGCUUGUACUGACAGUGUGGACGACAAGCAAAUGUGUCGGAGAGUUGUUGAUGCAUUACUGUGCACUCCUUUCAGUACAGAAAGCAACAUACUAACAGCACUUCGUUCAAGAUACAAACGAAACGGUGUUUUGAUUCGUUUUGGAGAACGAGUUUUUCAAGAAGUGGAUGAAACCUCGAAUAGUAUGGUGAUGGAAUUGCCUCUGCAAGUUCUCAAAGACCAUAACUUAGAAAUUUAUGAGCUCCCAUCUGUGCAAAAAGCAUUCGGUAACACAUUAGCUUCUUGCCAUACACGUUAUCUAUGUACAACUUCGUUAUUAUUAGCGGUACAUAAAAUGGAAAAACUGGCGCCAGCAGAUAAAAUAUUAUUGGAAGCCGACCCGAGUCUUUAUCCAACACUUUCUUUGGACAAAGUUUACCCACUCAAUUCCGAGUUGGCAAAUCAAGCCGUUGCCGCAAUCGAAAAGACUCCUUCUGAGGUAAUUGCAUUUGAGCAUUUGUGGGAACAAUCACAUUUUUCGGCUUUUCGGAAGGAAUGUUUGGAAUCUAAGACACUUACGGUUUGCUCAAGACUGUUAUCAACUGAAAUAGAUGAGCUUGAGUCUUCACUCCAAUCUCAAUCACAACUCCAUUUGCUAAAACGAGUUCGUGACUUUUUAAACGCAUUAGAUGUUUGGACUGAGGAUACAAAAAUGGGUAUCAUUCGUUUUAAUCAGUUCUCCCUGAAACGAAUCUGGAAAAGAUUUCGCGUUCUCAGUCUUUUCAGUCAAUUACCUAACCUGGAGAACGCCAUCAUGCAAGCUGCAGAAGUCAAUGUGCUUCAUGACGCUGACGUUCAGUUGGCAGUCUUGUAUGGACGGUUUUUUGAAGAUGGAGACGACGGAGCUGAACUCACAAGUGCCAGCAGAAAAAAUAAAGAAGAUAUGUUGAAAAUUAUACAGUCAGCACUCCAUGACGAAUUGUGGUAUGUUCGCAAUUCUCUGCGAAAUGUUUAUUUUCUUCAAACUUCAACUGCUGGUUUGGCUGUUUGUAUGCUUUUUGGAUUGUCAACUUCGUUGUAUGCAACUACGAGCGUUUUUUUAUUGGGAUUCACAUAUGGAUAUAUGAUUCUUCACAGGCGUUACCUGGAUUUUCAGAAACAAGUGAAAGAUAACAUAAAACAACAUGCGUUUUCUUAUGUUAACACUCAUCGUCAAAAUGUCUAUGACAUAUCGGCAUUACAAAAGAAAGCUAGUAAGCUUGUAAGGGAACGAGCCCAAAAACGAGAGGCUAUAACUAUCUUAAAAGACAUCAGUCAAGGGCUUCCAACAAAGAAUUAAAACAUGUCUCUUUGACGGCUAUCCUGCUAUGCCAUGGCCCAAUGUCAUUGUGCAUAAAAUAAUGAUGCUGAGAUUUUCCUUUAAUGACCUAUAUCUCCAAAUAUCCUGUAUUUAUAUUAUUUGCUUUUCAUGACUUCGACUCUAUUUCCUCUCUUUUUUAUGUGUCUCAAUCAGAUUUUAGUCUACAAGGGUUACCACGAUAUGCAGGGUAAUAAGCAUGCUUUAUUUAAUUAAUGACUCAAUCACAUAUUGUAAAGUCCGGAUUGCAUUUGAUGUUU